This is a messenger RNA of Lasiodiplodia theobromae, 1617 nucleotides long. Its product is annotated as Zinc finger FYVE/PHD-type protein. Gene Ontology annotation, molecular function: DNA binding; chromatin binding. The coding region runs from base 1 to 1617 and encodes 538 amino acids. The record is from RefSeq and is a predicted model, not a curated record. The transcript has 3 exons. Gene Ontology annotation, cellular component: nucleus. Gene Ontology annotation, biological process: chromatin organization; regulation of DNA-templated transcription. NCBI's taxonomy places the organism in Eukaryota, Fungi, Ascomycota, Dothideomycetes, Botryosphaeriales, Botryosphaeriaceae.
AUGUCGCUUGAGCAGCCGCCCGGCGCCUCUGCGCCUGCCAAUGCCGCCGCGAGCCAGAACAACGGCGACUCUGCGCUUGCCAGCUCGCGCCCAUUGCCCGCCGCAACCAGCGCCAGCACCACCACAUCGCUGCACUCCCUCAAGCCCGCAGCUGCCACCCCGGCGACCUCGACCGCUACCUCCUCCGCCUCCCCCGUCGGGUUUUCGCGAAUCCCCUCCGGCUUCUCCGCCUCCACCGAAGAGAUCCUGCGGCGCGUCAGCGCAAACGCCUCGGCGCAUGUUGGCACUCCGGGCUACGAGGCCGCGCGCGAGCAGGUUCUGAAGAGCAUGGUCACCAGUGACAAGAUCCCCACCCCGCCGCCAAUGUCGACCGCCAAGAGAGGAUCCCGCGGCGCUCCCAGGACCGCCCUGGCGAAUUCGUCCACGCCGCGCCCGGAGAGCGCAGCUGGUGCGGGGGAGAGUAGCGCAACGCCCGCGUCUGCUGCGAGUGCCACAUCUGCGAGAGGGAGAGGCAGUGGCCGAGGGCGUGGACGCGGGGGCUCGAGGGGAGGCAAGAGGAAAAGGGCAGACACGCCGGACAGUGAGGACGACUCGGACAUUUCUUCCUCCUACACUCCGCUACCUACAAAAACGAAAUCAGGCCGCAAUGUUACGAAGCCUGCCCAGUUCAUGCCUGUUCUCCCCUCCCCUUCGACCGCUUCCAGAAAAAAGCGCCCGCAUCGCCGCCCCGCCGAGACGAGCGUCUGCAAAGUGUGCCAGCGGGGUCACAGUCCCAUAAGCAACAUGAUAGUCUUCUGCGAUGGGUGCAACUCAGGCUACCACCAAUACUGCCAUCACCCCCCUAUUGAUCGUGAGGUUGUGCAAGUGGCCGAAAAGGAGUGGUUCUGCGGAGCUUGUGCUGCUUCGAGGAAAAAGCAAGACGAGGCAAUACCCAAUCUGAACGAGUUGGUUUCAGGCCAAGGUCUGACUAGGGACGAAAAGCGGGCAUACUUUUCCACGCUAUCGACAGCAAAGCUUACGGAGCUAUUACUCCACGCCACCGACAUACAUCAUGAUCUUCCGGUCUUUGCACCGAAUUCUAGGGCUCUUAUCAGCGCUACGGGAGCUCUACCGAGACCAUUAAGCGCCAUGACGAGUAACGCGACGACCGACGGCCCUGCCGUUCAGACGAACCACAAUUCUGCCCUCAACAACACCGACUUCUCCACCAACCACACCCAGACCAUUAACCCCGCAACUACGACGUCUGUACCGCCACCUUCAAUGCUAGCGAAUUCGAGCACAACCUCCUCCAUAACUCCUGCCGCUACUACCUUGAACCAGAGUCAUUCACCAUCCACCCUUCUUGCACCGGACCCAGACGACGCAGGCGUAGACGAUGCUGACGAUCCGUAUGGCGACGGAUAUGACUCGGAUCCGCCCGCUCACUAUCCAAAGCCAGGGCAUGGCCUGGCACGCACCCUACGGCCCGAGAGUGAGGAUCUGCAAUGGCUCGUCGACGAUAAUCUCGAAGUAUUCAGCCACGUCUAUACUAACGACGGGCAAAGCGGGCUAAAUGGAUUCGGGCCGGAUGGUGCCAUUGACUUGGCGGGUGCCGAGGCGGCUGCGGCGCCCUGA